Molecule: messenger RNA, 486 nt
Organism: Adineta ricciae
Lineage: Eukaryota; Metazoa; Rotifera; Eurotatoria; Adinetida; Adinetidae
Source: the annotation of a GenBank genome assembly
AUGUCAGGCCGUGGUAAAGCAUCUGGUAGUGGUAAAGCUCGUGCAAAGGCCAAAACACGCUCAUCACGAGCUGGCCUUCAAUUUCCAGUUGGUCGUAUUCACCGUUUACUUCGUCGAGGGAACUUUGCUGAACGUGUCGGUGCAGGCGCUCCAGUUUAUUUAGCUGCCGUUCUCGAAUAUCUUUCUGCUGAAAUUUUGGAAUUAGCUGGUAAUGCUGCUCGUGACAAUAAGAAGACGCGCAUCAUUCCACGUCAUCUUCAAUUGGCUAUCCGUAACGAUGAAGAAUUAAACAAACUGUUAGCCGGAGUAACUAUUGCGCAAGGUGGUGUUUUACCCAAUAUUCAACAAAUGUUACUACCAAAGAAAGGUGAAGGUCUCCCCAUAUCAGCAUCUCAAGGUGAAACGAGUUCAUCGAAAAAGUCAGCAACGAAAUCUACAGGAGAGAAAAAAGCACCAACGGCUAGCAAUACUGCGAAAAGUUCAUAA